This is a messenger RNA of Polypterus senegalus (gray bichir), 970 nucleotides long. RefSeq names its product mast cell protease 1A-like. Bases 41 to 838 code for a protein of 265 amino acids. Gene Ontology annotation, molecular function: serine-type endopeptidase activity. The record is from RefSeq and is a predicted model, not a curated record. The transcript has 5 exons. NCBI's taxonomy places the organism in Eukaryota, Metazoa, Chordata, Cladistia, Polypteriformes, Polypteridae. Gene Ontology annotation, biological process: proteolysis.
GCUCUUCCUCUAUAUUAAACUGAACCAGCUCUGAGUACCCAUGCCAUACAAGAAGGAAGCCAUGGAUGGACUGCAGUGGACUGCCGUCAUGGCGCUCUGCCUUGGACUUGCAGGAGCUUCUGAGGUCCAGAUAAUUGAUGGACGUGAGGCCACACCGCACAGUCGACCCUACAUGGCCUACCUGAGCAUUGAGAUGGAAGAUGGCAAUGGUGCAUGUGGAGGAUUUCUUAUUAAGCCAGAUUUCAUCUUGACGGCAGCACACUGCAAUGGCGAGUCCAUUACUGUGGUUCUUGGAGCUCACGACAUGUCCAAAAGGGAGACCUCAUGGCAAUUAAUCCAAGCAGAAAAGAUGAUUCCUCACCCCGACUUCAACUCCAACAGCCUGGUAAACGACAUCAUGCUGCUGAAGCUGGCACGCAAAGCCAAGCUUAAGAAGAAAGUGAAGCUUGUGGGAAUUCCAGAGGCUGAUGAUGAUGUCCAGCAUGGUGACCUCUGUUCGGUGGCAGGUUGGGGAAACACAGUGACUGAUGGAAAUGGCAGCAACAUGUUGAGAGAAGUGAACGUCACCAUCAUUUAUUGGGAUACGUGCAAAAAAUCCUGGGAUGCAAUGAUUCCUGAGAAGACCAUCUGUGCCGGUGGUUACAAAACAACCAAGGGAUUCUGUCAGGGAGACUCCGGUGGUCCACUGAUAUGCAACAACAAAGCCAUGGGGAUUGUGUCUUUCAACAGCAUACGAGGGUGCGAGUAUCCAAACCUUCCCAACGUGUACACCAGUGUGGCGGCUUACCGGGACUGGAUCAACAGCGUUCUGCAACAGCACUCGCACACCCCUCUGUAAAUGAGGCAGCAUAAGCUUACAUGCCCGCUUUCCUUUGUUCCUCUAAAAUGUCAGUUUUUUUUAUAGUGCCACAUGCAACAAAAAUGUAAAGCUAAGCUUCUAACCUGCAUAAAUAAAGCAAUCAAAAAUCAA